CAAAGAUAUUAGCAGGCUACCUAUUUGUGUUUGACUUGUGCCGAUGUUAAGAAGAAAGUGUACUCAGUGUACAUCGAAGUGUAUCGGAAAUAUAUAUAAUAUACACUUCACCUGGAUGUUCUCCAGUUGUGAAAAUAAUGCAGAACGGGAAUUUUUCGGCUUCUCCUUUUAGACUUAAUUGAAUUGAUCUUAGUAGAUGAGGUCAUUUGGAUAUUUAUACUUUAGAAACAGGGAUUAUAACAUGAGAUUUUUUCUUGCACCGGAACGUUACGAUGAUUGUGUGAGGUGCAUUUAGAAUGACUCAUUGACACGAGCAUUAUGUUUACCCGUCAGAUGUAUAUUUGAGCCAUCCGAUUGAAUUGCAUGUUAUAACUCAGUGCCUGGUUGAAUAUUAUGUUGUGUUGGGCUAUAGUGAUAUAUGGUUUAGAUAUCAACAUAACAUUGGACAGGUCUGGGUGUACAUUGAGUAACUUAGAAAACGUGGGCGACCACGGAAUGUUACUUUAAGAAAAAACAAACUAGUACAAUAACAGAUAAGCAAUACAAAUCUUAAGGAUAGUGAGCAUUAUUCAUUCGUCGUUAACCGCAGAUAUACCUGGUUGUAGUGUUGUGGUAGUAUAAACCAGCGUGUUAUUUAAUAUACGUCGGAAGUAGCUUAACCGAACUAACAAUAUAUAACAGAUAGCGCAAAUUGAACAUGCAUAAACAAUUAUGAUGAUUAACAGGAGAAGUUACGGACGCAUAACACAACUGCUAUCAAUGGUAAAUCGGAUUUAAAUAUCAAAGAACUUGUGAAACGUUGUGAAGUAAUAUCACUCACUGUGUUAUUGUACUGGCAGAAAAAAUCAUGACUUCGAACGAAAAAGUUGGAUAUCGUCUGAGUUUGUGGUUGUUUAUUUUAAUGCUGCACAUCGCGCACUCUGUGAAUGUGAAAGUCGCCGUGUAUGAACAUGUUGUUAUUUCUCAUCCGAAAGCGAAUGAAAGCUUAACAAGAGAGGAAGCAUUUGAGUUUAUGAAGAAUAAUUUAAACAUAAUACAGGAAAGGGCUGCCGAAGCUUCAACACAGGGUGCGAGAAUAGUUAUAUUCCCCGAGUAUGGCAUUACGGGAUUCGACCAUACACGCAGUUCAAUGAGGCCUUUCUUGGAAGACAUACCAGAUGGAUCCCUUGUUUGGAACCCUUGUGAAGAUCCUGGCAGAUUCAAUGACACGCAGGUGUUGAAGUUCUUAAGUUGUACGGCAAAGAUGUCGAGUAUAUACAUCGUAGCGAACAUGGGUGACAUAAAACCUUGCAGCAAAGUUAAAGAUCCGUCUUGCCCCUUGGAUGGAAGGUACCAGUUUAACACAAACGUCGUAUUUGACGACAACGGACGCCUGAUAGCACGCUAUCACAAACGGAAUAUGUACGAUGAAACGCCUUUAUUCGAUCCUGCGCCCAAGAACGAAUUUGUGUUUUUCGAUACCGACUUCGGAAGAUUCGGAACUGUCGUCUGCUUCGACUUGCUGCAUGAAAGCCCUACACAAAAUCUCAUAGAACAAUGUGGAAUUCGGAAUUUACUUGUCACAUCUGCCUGGAAUGUGUUUUAUCCAUUUAUUUUACCGGUUCAAAUGUAUGCUGGAAUUUCGAAACGCAAUAACAUUACUAUUGCUGUUUCCAACGCUAGGAACUCUAAGUAUGCAAUGGCUGGAUCAGGGAUAUUUGGAAAUGGUGUCGAUGCUAGUACAAGUAUGGACUACGAAAAUUCAGAGGGUCAAUUGCUUGUAAGAGAGCUCGACACUUUUACAGCCCGUAAUACAACAGUCAUACCAGAAGAACUACCACUACAGGAAUUUGGUGGUAUUGCGGCAAAGGACCUUGCGAAAUACGUGAACUCGUCGUUCAUUGGGAAAUACUUCUUUGGCAUGCCUAUGUCUUUCGUACCGUUAACGGGUGAUCAGGGUCGGGCGUACACAUGCUAUGAGAAAGCUUGUUGCGCAGUACAGUACGACUUCAAUGUAAAGGUCGAAAAGGAGCUGUUUGUAUUGAGUGCCACAGACUUUUAUAUGCAUGAUCCUGGAGAAAUCCAUAUGCAAUUUUGUGCCGUCCACAUUUGUGCCAGCAAUGAACCUGCAUCGUGUGGUGAAUCUGUUGAUCACGCAUCAUCUACAUUUUCUUACGUUAAAAUCAAUGGAUUCUUCGACCCUGGCGUUGUGUUUCCUUUUGUUUCUACGUCCUCUGUUGGCCAAUAUCAUACUAUGGAGCUUAACAAAUAUAAGUUCAGCAGAAGCAAAGCGAUUAUAGAGAGCGAUGAAUUUGAUGCGCCCAUGUUAGCCAUGGUUGUUUUUAACAGCGUCAACGCAGAUUCCGAAGUCAGUAAAGCUGAACAGUCCCUGACACCAAAAAGUCUCACCUGCAUGUACAUUUCAAUUGUAAUUAUGUGUCAUCACGUGUAUUUGAUUGGCAUCUGAGAAUAUUGUAUACGCCUGUUAAGAAAAACGUCCGUCCAAGAGAUCAACCUCUAAAGUCAUUUAACACGUUGUCACAAUAAUUAUACAAUGUUAACUCAUUUUUAACGUGUAUUUGUGUUCAAAAGCAUGAACAGCAUAGCAUACGAAUGAAAAGCAAUUGGCACUCAGCCAGAAAGUACUUGAAUCUAAAGGUGAUUCUAAAAAGCUGUACGAAUUUGUGUCGGAGCUUACGGGAAGCAAGUCUGAAAACCCGUUGCCAACUGUUCAAAAUGAAAAUACUCUAGCUGACACAUUUGCUGAUUAUUUUAUGCAGAAAAUAGAGACAAUCCGAGAGAAUCUUAAAGACUUUGACAACUACACGCCGAUUGCGAAAAAGGUCACACAAUUGGGAAAUUUUGAAAAACUCACAGAAGAUGAGAUCAGAAAGAUAAUAAAUCAAUUACAAACAAAGUCCUGCGAGAUUGAUAUCUUACCGACAAAAGUGUUAAAGUUGUUUUUGAAUGAGCUUCUUCCAACCAUUUCUAAAUUAGUAAACCUUUCUUUGGCAAAAGGAGUAUUCCCUGCGAAGUGGAAACAAGCGGUAGUGCGAAUUCUGUUAAAAAAGCCGGCCUUGAAUUGACCUUUUCAAAUUACAGACCAGUGAGUAAUUUGGCAUUUCUGUCAAAAGUAAUUGAAAAAUCAGCACUCUUUAGAUUAAACAAACAUGCUAGUGAAAAUAAUCUUCUCCCAAAGAACCAAUCUGCUUAUAGACAAUAUCACUCUUGUGAGUCGGCAUUACUAAGACUUGUUAACGAUCUCCUCGCUGCAGUGGAAAACCAAGAGGUAACAGCACUCGUUGCACUAGACCUUAGUGCUGCUUUCGACACCGUAGAUCAUGACAUACUCUUAGAUGUCUUGAAAAGUCAAUAUGGCGUGUGUGGUGCGGCGCUGGACUGGAUGGACUCAUACUUGCGGCCGCGAAGUUGUUGUGUAAGUGUGAACGGAUGCAUGUCAAAACCACGUGAGUUAAAAUGCAGUGUCCCACAAGGAAGUUGUUUGGGUCCUUGGCUUUACCUCACAUAUGCAGGAACAACUUUUGACAUAGUACCCCCUACCAUCUCUGUCUGUGGCUUUGCAGAUGACCAUACUGCCAGCAAACGUUUCAAACCGAUUCUAUCGGAAGAAACUGAAGCCAUCAACGAACUCCAAGAUUGUGCACAAGAAAUAAACAACUGGCUGAACAGUAAUAAACUCAAAAUGAACGCUUCAAAAACUGAAUACAUAGUGUUUGGAAGUCGCCUUCAAUUAAAUAAGUGUAACACUCGGGACAUUGAUGUAUGUGGUGACAAAAUCAAGCGUCAAAGAAGCAUCAGAUAUCUGGGCGCUUUUCUGGAUGAAACGCUGAACUUCAAGGAACACAUUAAGAGAAAGUGUAGAUCUGCAAUUUUGAAUUAUUUUAAAAUAAAAAACAUUCGUAAAUUCUUAACGCAAGACGCUACAGAAACACUAGGAACUGUGGGUCCAAACCUAUGGAACAACAUACCUUUGAGUUUAAGACAAUGUACUUCAAUAGACACUUUCAAAAAAGACUUAAGACAUACUUUUUCGACGACUUUUUGCAUUAGUUUAAAGGUAAUACGUGAUGUACCUUUGAUAAAUGUUUUGUAUAGACUUGUUUGAUACUUGGCACUGUUGUUCGUUUUUUAACUUGUGAAGAGGAUAUUCUCGCUCGCUUGUUGAGGAUCGGUUACUGUGUCACUCCAUAUUAUUGUAUGUUUUUUAUUUGUGCUUAAUUUUUGUUUUUAUUUCUAUUGUACAACGCCAUUGAAUAUGUUUAUACGUAGAAAUAGGCGUUCAAUCAAAUGCUCAAGUUUCAAGUUUCAUAUAUAUAUAAAAUGCUCAGACAAUUUUCUUUCCUGUUUAAUGUAAUCUCAAAUGUUGUAUGAAUGCUCAUCUGAAAUAACUAAACAAAUCAACUUAUAAACAAAAAAACUAGUAUUGAUCAAAAAACAAAAUGAACAAAACUCAUUUGUUAUAUGACCAUGAUCCAAGUAGAACAAACAACUCAUGUGUUAUAUGACCAUGACCUAAGUAGAACAAACAACUCAUUUGUUAUAUGACCAUGAUCCAAGUAGAACAAACAACUCAUCUGUUAUAUGACCAUGAUCCAAGUAGAACAAACAACUCAUUUGUUAUAUGACCAUGAUCCAAGUAGAACAAACAACUCAUUUGUUAUAUGACCAUGAUCCAAGUAGAACAAACAACUCAUUUGUUAUAUGACCAUGAUCCAAGUAGAACAAAAACUCAUUUGUUAUAUGACCAUGAUCCAAGUAGAACAAACAACUCAUUUGUUAUAUGACCAUGAUCCAAGUAGAACAAAAAAACUCAUUUGUUAUAUGACCAUGAUCCAAGUAGAACAAACAAAUCAUUUGUAAUAUGACCAUGAUCCAAGUAGAACAAAAAACUCAUUUGUUAUAUGACCAUGAUCCAAGUAGAACAAACAACUCAUUUGUUAUAUGACCAUGAUCCAAGUAGAACAAACAACUCAUUUGUUAUAUGACCAUGAUCCAAGUAGAACAAACAACUCAUUUGUUAUAUGACCAUGAUCCAAGUAGAACAAACAAUUCAUUUGCUAUAUGACCAUGAUCCAAGUAGAACAAACAACUCAUUUGUUAUAUGAGCUUGAUCCAAGUAGAACAAACAACUCAUUUGUUAUAUGACCAUGAUCCAAGUAGAACAAACAACUUAUUUGUUAUAUGAUCAUUAUCCAAGUAGAACAAAUAACUCAUUUGUUAUAUGACCAUGAUCCAAGUAGAACAAACAACUCAUUUGUUGAAUGUAAUUUUGUUAUUAACAUAUGUAUGCAAUAUCAACUUAAAUUGUAUAAAAAUAUGUGAUCGAAACUGUAACACGAUCAAUUUCAUUGUUUAUCUUGAUUGUUUAAUUUCUUUGAAUGUACACUAUGUUUGGGUAUUUCUGUCAUUCAAUUAUUGUCACAAUAUUUGUAUUUGUAAAUAAAGUCAUUAUUCUUAA
Messenger RNA from Dreissena polymorpha, 5458 nucleotides. Its product is annotated as vascular non-inflammatory molecule 3-like. The transcript is spliced from 2 exons. The record is from RefSeq and is a predicted model, not a curated record. Lineage: Eukaryota; Metazoa; Mollusca; Bivalvia; Myida; Dreissenidae. Bases 848 to 2446 code for a protein of 532 amino acids.